UGUUGCAAGUUCGCCUUUUUUGAGGGCCUGACUCGGAGGCAGGCGCACUCAAGACUCCGACACUUCAAGCACAAACACCAAUCACGAGACAUACUGCCUCGCAAGCAAGCUCUCGACGGAAUCUCCAUUCCCGGGCUGUUUCCGCCGGCAGACGGACCAACAGGGGAAUGGCCGACUCUAACUCCGAGGACCGGCUGCCUCCGGGGUGGACUGUGGAAGUGAAAGUGAGGAAGAACGGUAAGAAAGACAAGUUUUACUUUUCUCCUUCAAGUGGACUUAGGUUUAAUUCCAUGGUAGAGGUUUCUCAUUAUCUUGACAAAGUUCAGAACAAUCAUGUCAGCGUCACAAGCAGUUCAAAAAAUGUUGUAAUUGAGAAAGGUGUUGCAGAAGGAUUACCAGAAGGAUGGAUCAAAAAGACCAGAGUCACAAAAAAGAGUUCUACAGUAAGAAGAGAUUCGUACUACAUUGAUCCUGUAAGUGGGUAUGUAUUCCAAUCUAUAAAAGAUGCUGUACGCUAUCUUGAAUCUGGGGAGAUAGGAAGAAAUGCAUUCAAACCAAAAGAUAAAGGCGGCAGAGAUAUAGAAUUGAAAGAUGACAUUUUCUCUUCAGCGGGUGUAGCCAGAAAACCAAAAUUAUCAGUUGGCAGAGUGACUCGACGCACCGUCAUGAGUCAGGGCACAAAUUUGGACCGGAUAGUUAAUGACCAACAGACUCCAAAAACUGCAUGUACAGGAGAACCUAUGCCUCUUUCUGAACACAGUUCUUGUGCAAUGGGCAUUGAAUUGACCGGCUUAGUUCCAUCACAAGCUGAAUGUUCGGAUGAAAAAGAAGGGAAGGUUAGUUUCGCUGAAAGUAAUUCAAUUCCCAGUUGUGCGGAUGGAGUUGUCCCAGAAAAGCAACUUCCUGAAAGUUUACAGACAAAACAUGCAACUGAAAAGGUUCAAAAAGGCCAGGUUAAAUCCAAGCGCAAGAAAGAGAUUAACUUGCCCCGCCGUGCUUCAAACGUCUUGCUGGAAUUCAGGCGCCGAAAUGCAGCUAAAAAUUCUGGCGAAGUAGCCUUGACAAACGAGGAUAAAUCUUCAGGGAGUUUCUCUAAUGAAGAAACCAAACAGCUUAUUGCACGUGAGAGUGCAUCAGAAAGUAAGCGUAAACCUCAAAGCUUAAUGAACACAAUGGAGUCACCAAAGUUGAAUCAGAUCAACGAGCAAGUGAAAGACCUGGAAGGUGGAGCAAAGUUUGACUACUCUCUCGACUUGCCCCUUGGAGAACUAUUAUCAGACCCAUGUAUUGCAUUUGCAAUACAAACUCUUACCGAAGGAACAUUCGAAACCUCCAAAAACACUCAGAUUUCAUCUGAAGUGAGUGAUAGCAAGUAUUCUGAAACUUCAGCUUCUGCUAAAGGGGAUGACAGCAAAAUCAAAGGGCAGAAUGUGAGUGACUGGAAGCAAGAAUGCAGUGCGUCUUCACCACCAAAGGACCUUGUUGCAGAACAUGCUGGCAGUACUUCUGAAUCGCCAUUUGGUAUUUCAUGGAUGGAUCCAUGCAUAGAAUUUGCAGUAAAAACUCUCACCGGCAAUAUCCCAGUGGAAUAUGAUCCAAAUAGUGAGAAUUGCCUUCAGCAGCAGCUUGGCACUUCAAACAACCAGGGACUCGGUGAAGUAGCCUUCUCAGGCGGCAGCUUAAAUAAUCUGCGUCAGACCGACUAUUAUUGCAGCCAAUACCUUGGAACACAGGAUCCUGUAUUUAAACAACAGUCGUUUCUGGAUACAGCUUUACCCAACGCUAGAAGUGUCGGCAUGGGGAAUUCUACUGGAGCCAGACUGCACCAAUAUGGUGGCGAAGAUAGAAGGAAUGGGCGCCAGAGAUAA
Messenger RNA from Neltuma alba, 1868 nucleotides. Its product is annotated as methyl-CpG-binding domain-containing protein 13. The record is from RefSeq and is a predicted model, not a curated record. The coding region runs from base 168 to 1868 and encodes 566 amino acids. Gene Ontology annotation, molecular function: DNA binding. NCBI's taxonomy places the organism in Eukaryota, Viridiplantae, Streptophyta, Magnoliopsida, Fabales, Fabaceae. The transcript is spliced from 8 exons.